CUCCGUGAGCGCCGCGCGAGAGCGAGACCUGCGGAGCGAACGCGCCGGAUCCUGAAGCGACCGUUACCCUCUAACAGACGACCUGCCUUUCUCCUUCCUGAUUUUCCCCGUAUUUCUUCACAGUGUUCCUCGCACUAGCGCUUUCUUUCAGCGCCGGCUCACUUUUUGUCUUAUCACAGGUGCAUUUGCGAUCCUUUGACGUACUUUUCUCACUCACUGGGAAUUUCCGGACAUCUGAGGAUCGUGUGGAUGCGCGGUUUUGGAGAGAAGCGGAGAUGGAAUUGUUGAUAAUAUACCUUUCUUUUGGGAUAUUGCAAUGCAGUUCGGUGGGAGCCGACUCCAUCAUUCACAUCGGUGCCAUUUUUGAGGAGAACGCAGCAAGGGAUGAUGAGGUGUUUCAGUUGGCGAUCUCUGACCUCAGCCUCAACGAUGACAUUUUGCAGAGCGAGAAAAUCACCCACUCCAUAAAAUAUAUUGAACCCAACAACCCCUUUCAGGCAGUCCAGGAAGCAUGUGAACUGAUGACGCAGGGGAUCCUGGCCUUGGUUACAUCUACAGGCUGUGCCUCAGCAAGCGCUCUGCAGUCCCUGACAGAUGCCAUGCACAUACCUCACCUUUACGUCCAGAGAAACGCUGAAGGAUCACCUCGUACUGCAUGCCAACUCAAUCCAAGCCCCGACGGAGAGAGAUACACCCUCGCAGCACGACCACCCGUCCGUCUAAGUGAUGUCAUGUUGACGUUAGUGGGUGAGCUGCGUUGGCAGAAGUUCAUCGUCUUCUAUGACAGUGACUAUGAUAUCCGUGGACUGCAAGUCUUUCUGGACCAGACAUCAAGACAGGGUUUGGAUGUGUCUCUGCAGCGAGUGGAUAGGAACAUCAGUGGUGUGUUUUCCAAUUUGUUCACCUCCAUGCGCACAGAGGAGCUCAACCGCUACAGAGACACUCUAAGAAGAGCUAUCUUGCUCCUGAGCCCACGUGGAGCACAGGUCUUUAUCCAUCAGAUCUAUUCUCUGUGCCUGCUGCUUAUAGACAUAGUGGCCGUCCCAAUGCUGCUGACGCACCUCGAGAAGGAUUGA
Molecule: messenger RNA, 1076 nt
Organism: Carassius gibelio (silver crucian carp)
Lineage: Eukaryota; Metazoa; Chordata; Actinopteri; Cypriniformes; Cyprinidae
Product: glutamate receptor ionotropic, delta-1-like
Exons: 5
Coding region: 276-1076 (266 amino acids)
Source: RefSeq, a predicted model, not a curated record